Molecule: messenger RNA, 297 nt
Organism: Solanum stenotomum
Lineage: Eukaryota; Viridiplantae; Streptophyta; Magnoliopsida; Solanales; Solanaceae
Product: SKP1-like protein 5
Exons: 1
Coding region: 1-297 (98 amino acids)
Biological process (GO): SCF-dependent proteasomal ubiquitin-dependent protein catabolic process
Cellular component (GO): cytoplasm; nucleus
Molecular function (GO): cullin family protein binding
Source: RefSeq, a predicted model, not a curated record
AUGACGACAGUGGUUAAAUAUUGGAAGAAGCAUUCGGAAGAAGGUGGUACGGAAGAUCAGCUAAAGAAUUUUGAUCAGGAUUUCUUGAAGAUGAGUCACUCAGAAUUAUUGGGUGUUGUCUUGGCUGCUAGAUAUCUUGAUGAUAAACAGUUGAAGAAGGUAAUAAUCCAAGAAUUUGUUGAUAGAAUCACAGGGAAAACACUAAAGGAAAUACAAGAAGUAUAUGGCAUUGUGAAUGCUUAUACAUCAGAGGAAGAGGAGGAGGUCCGUAGAGAGUAUGCUUGGGCUUUUGAAUGA